Molecule: messenger RNA, 669 nt
Organism: Pollicipes pollicipes
Lineage: Eukaryota; Metazoa; Arthropoda; Thecostraca; Pollicipedomorpha; Pollicipedidae
Exons: 4
Coding region: 67-669 (200 amino acids)
Source: RefSeq, a predicted model, not a curated record
GCGUCAGCUUCAGCCAGCAACGCCAGUUCGUCGGCACUCGGCUCGUCGGCCGGCACGUCAGCUAGUAUGGAGCUCAUCCCGUGCGAAGAAAGCCCAUCAUCGGCGGCCAGCGUCAACCGAAGCCGGGCGACGCCGGCGGCGUUCCUCGGCGCCGGCACUGACUCGGGCCGCUCGUCAACCGACUCGCAGCGGCACUCGGGCGCGUCCGUGGCGCCCGAGGGUGCCACACGCACCGCGUGCGUGUCCGCCAGGCUCGGCUCGGCCACCUCCUGCCGCCAGGCUACGGCAGUCGACGUCACCGAUGACGGCCGGACGCUGUCGGGUCACAGGUCGGCGGAUGAAAGCCAGGGUCUAGUCGACCCCACGUUGACCCAAAAGCUCCUGUGGCGGAAAGUCCUCAAAUUGACGGCGAUAUCGGCCACGGCAUUGAUCGUCACUGCAGGCAUGAUCUUACUAGCGGGGGCCGAAGAUAAGCGCGCCCUACCUCUGGGACCGGCACCACACGGCCCUGCCUCAGCAGUACCGAACGACGACGUGGUGAACGCUGUGGCGUUCAGUCCGGCUGACCCCGGCGUUCUGGUCACCGUCUCCGACGACUGCUACCGUCAAGACCUGAGGUGUGCGCUGCACCACGGCCGGGCCGUGUGUCGCGCCGCUUCCCUGCUGUGA